AUGAAGUGGAACACGGUCGCACACGGUACAUCGUCGCUGGGGGCGCUGGUGGCCCUAUUGGCGCUCGGAGCCACGGUCAGCGAUGGUGCGGAAUUGGCACGCUACGAUAACUACCGCCUGUAUCAGGUGACACCCCGCAGCGAGGAGCAAUUCCGAACGAUCGCGGCCAUGGAGCAGGCCAGCGACAGUUUGAUAUUCCUCGAGACGGCGCGCAAAGUGGGUGAAAAGUUCAACGUGGUCGUGGCGCCGCACAAGCUGGCCGACUUUAUCGAAACGCUCGAGUCGGAAUACAUCCCACACCAGAUGAUCGACGAAAAUGUGCAGCGCUCGUUCGACGACGAGCGGAUCCGGCUGACGAACAAACGGGCCAAGGGCGUGUUCGACUGGACUGACUACCACACGCUGGAGGAGAUUCACGCCUGGUUAGACCGGCUGGCGGCCGACCAUCGCGAGGUCCAGCUACUGGAUGCGGGACGCUCCUACCAGAACCGCACGCUGAAGGGUGUGAAGCUGUCCUAUGGCGAGGGCAAUCCGGGAGUGUUCCUCGAGGGUGGCAUCCACGCUCGCGAGUGGAUCUCGCCCGCUACCGUGACCUACAUCCUGAACGAGCUGAUCACAAGCAAGGACCCGAAGGUGCGGGCGAUGGCCGAGAAGUACGACUGGUACGUGUUUCCGAACGCAAACCCGGACGGCUACGCGUACACGUUCCAGGUUAACCGACUGUGGCGCAAAACGCGCAAACCGUACGGUAUCGGGUGCUACGGUGCCGAUCCGAACCGCAACUGGGACUUCCAUUGGGCGGAGCAGGGCACCAGCAGUAACCCGUGCUCGGACACGUUUGCCGGGCCGGUAGCGUUCUCGGAAGUCGAGACAAAAUCGUUGUCCACCUUUGUCGACUCGCUGAAAGGCAAACUUAGCGCCUACCUGGCGUUCCACUCGUACUCGCAGCUGCUUCUGUUCCCGUACGGUCACACCUCGGAGCACUCGCCCAACCACCAGGAUCUGGACGAGAUCGCGGCGGCCACGGUGAAAUCGCUAGCCCAACGGUACGGCACGCAUUACGUUUACGGAAACGUGUACGACGCGAUCUACCCGGCCAGUGGCUCGAGCGUCGACUGGAGCUACGGUGUGCAGGAUGUGAAGAUUGCGUACACCUACGAGCUGCGACCGAAUGGCGACUCCUGGAACGGAUUCGUGCUGCCGCCGAAGCAAAUCAUCCCGACCGGCGAAGAAACGCUCGACUCACUGGUGACCCUGCUGGAGGAGUCCGCCCGGAGGGGCUACUAUAAGACCAGAAACUGA
Messenger RNA from Anopheles cruzii, 1302 nucleotides. Its product is annotated as zinc carboxypeptidase A 1-like. The record is from RefSeq and is a predicted model, not a curated record. The coding region runs from base 1 to 1302 and encodes 433 amino acids. Gene Ontology annotation, biological process: proteolysis. Gene Ontology annotation, molecular function: zinc ion binding; metallocarboxypeptidase activity. NCBI's taxonomy places the organism in Eukaryota, Metazoa, Arthropoda, Insecta, Diptera, Culicidae. The transcript has a single exon.